AUGUGGCUCGUCUUCCUUGUCGCAGUACUUCUUGGGUUUAUGACCGGAACAACCAAUGGCUUUGUCGAGCAAAUAUCUAUGCCGGAUGAGUUGCAGGAAUGUUACAAAUAUCAGACACAGAACAUAGAUUUCACUCAGAAGCCUUCCCAGGAGAUAAACAUGUUCUGUAUUACUCAAUACCUUUACAAGACUGCCCACCUUCGGCCACAACGACCCGUGACAAACGAAACCAUUGCCUACGUUGGUGAACUCAUGCGACGGGUCAUCAGCAAACACGGGAAAAAAAGCAAUAGGUCUAAAAGGCAAGGUUUUCCUGGUGCAAGCAUUAUGGGUGUAAGGAGAGAAAUUAGAACUCUUUCACGUCGGGAAUGGGACACACUCGUGUACAGACUCAACCAACUUCAGCAACCAAUUUUAACCCCUGGCCAGCCUCCCUUCGUGCCGUACUACGCUAUUUGUGAAAUGCACAUGUCCCCGGCAAUCAUACAGGCGGCUCACAAUGGACCUAACUUCCUCAGCUGGCACCGAAUUUACCUACUCUUAUUGGAGGAAGCCUUGGGAAUGCCAAUACCAUAUUGGGACAGUCGUCUUGACUACAGAAUGCCACAGCCUACAGACUCCAUUGUGUGGACACCAGAGUUCUUCGGGGAAGGAUUCGGAAAUGUAGCAUCUGGUCCUUUUGCCGGAUGGCCCCACGUUCCGUCCCCUGAUCGCGUACCUCUUCUCCGCAAUAUAGGAAAUGACGGCUCUUUGGUCAGUGAUAGAGCAGUAAAUGCUAUAAUGUCGGCUUUUAGUCAUUUUGACGUCACCGAGCCUGCCCCGCCACCUCAAAUGACCUUUGAGGCAAUUCAUAAUGCCGUUCAUGUUUGGAUUGACGGUCAAAUGUCUGGAAUUUCGACUUCGCCACAAGACCCUAUCUUCUUCAUGCAUCACGCGUUUAUUGAUUAUCUUUGGAGUGUGUUUAGAAAUGUUGUCCGAAAUUCCGGUGUCAACCCAGAAAACGAUUAUCCAAGAAAAGGAAAUAGAAUUCACGCUCCGAUGUCACAAAUGAUUCCCUUCAGCUUGAUGAAUAUUCAGGGUUACCGCAAUGACAUUGAAUCUCCAUAUGCACCAUCUCCAACUUGCCCAGAAUGUGGCGGUAGCGAGUAUCUACAGUGUGUACCUCCCGGAUACUGCGUUUCUGUCAGUGGGUUCGCGCCUGGUUUUUCCAGCACACCACGUGGACGUGGAUCACGGCCAGUUCCAGUUAGGCAAAGAUUUGAAACUGGACUACGUGAUCCUCGUACGCGAGGGGAGGCUACCAUGACCACCAUUGCAGGUCGAAGGCGAAGAAGCGUAAGAGAAACAAACAAAACGACAUCUUUUUCAAAUGACGCGUCGCAGAUGAACAACCCUUAUCAAAAUACAUUUGUCAUUGACGGAGUCAGUGACGUCAACAAAUGGUCCUUCGUUCCUGUUAGGAUCAUAUUUGAAAGACCACCUGAAGCAAAAUUCGAAUCUUUUGUAAUGAAAGAUGGGAAAUUAGUAAAUAAUACGGAUAUGUUUUCACCAUCAAAGUACAAUAGUUUUAAAGUUGAAAUAAAACAGAAAGUUCCAGCAACUUAUCCCAAGUGCCACAUUUCCGGUUCCGGGGCAUCAAAAGUAUUUGUGCAAACAGACGGACUUGAUUAUUCUGGUAGAUAUAAAGAUUAUGCGGUUGUAGAUGAGAGACUUCCUAUUUCUGCAUCUAUGGCUUACGUUGGAGUGAAACGCCCAGAAAAUGGUGCAGCUAAAUUUUACAUGACAGCUUACGACUCGUGUGGAAGAGUCUGCAGACCUAGAUGUCUUGUAAAUGGAAGGUAUCAAGAAUGUUCCGGAGCUUUUCAGAUCUCAACAGCAUAUCCAAAAAUGUACGGAAAGACAUAUGAAGAAGCUGUGCAAGGUGUUUGGACAAUAGGUGAUCAACUUCUCGCUCAAUCUCAUUCAGCCGAGAUCCCGAUAGCUUUCAUUUGUAAAAUCACAAAUCAGUGGCCGUGGCGGUUAUAG
Molecule: messenger RNA, 2025 nt
Organism: Ylistrum balloti
Lineage: Eukaryota; Metazoa; Mollusca; Bivalvia; Pectinida; Pectinidae
Exons: 3
Coding region: 1-2025 (674 amino acids)
Molecular function (GO): oxidoreductase activity
Source: RefSeq, a predicted model, not a curated record